GCAUGAAGCCUGCGCUGUUUCUCCAGCUCCUGCUGUUGACUCGCUUAGCAUCGCAGCUGGUGUCUGGGAGUCCCAAGCAACAUUUUAGGAGGUAUAUCUUGGAACCUCCACCCUGCCGAUCAGACCCGGAAAACUGUACUGAUUUCUGCACACUGCAGGAAGAUUGCCAACCAGGAUUUCAGUGCUGUUCUGCCUUCUGUGGUAUAGUCUGUACAUUAAACAAAAAUGUAAACCGCAAAAGACCCAAAACCGAAACCUUGAGAAACAACGGGGUUGGCAAGUGA
Messenger RNA from Capra hircus (goat), 284 nucleotides. It is a transcript of the gene WFDC13, whose product is annotated as WAP four-disulfide core domain 13. The record is from RefSeq and is a predicted model, not a curated record. Bases 3 to 284 code for a protein of 93 amino acids. Lineage: Eukaryota; Metazoa; Chordata; Mammalia; Artiodactyla; Bovidae. The transcript has 3 exons.